AGUAAAUUAUAAAAAAAAAAAAAAAGAAAGAAAGAGGAUUUAGGGCAAAAAGGAGAAGGCAGCAAAAAGAACAGACAGCAGCCUCCGUCUCCAUCGUCAUAUCGCCGCCAACGAAUUUCGCUGAGAGAUGGAGAGGACCGCAGUGUUUCCGGGUAACCAAAAUUACCUCCUUUGCCCUUCACGCGCCGUCGCCACGCGCCUCCAUUCUCUCUCCUCUGCACCGAGUCUCCGGUCUCUUCAUCCGCCCUCUAUCUCUCUAAAGCAACGGUGUUCUCUUUCUUCCUCAUCUUCUGAUGCCAUCCAUGGCGGAGUCUCGUCUCUUCGAUGCGAUGCCGUUUUGUCCAACUCCACCAGCUCCGAGAUGUCUGAAGUAGCCGACAUAGAUUGGGACAGCAUAGGUUUCGGUAUUCAACCAACCGAUUACAUGUAUAUCAUGAAGUGUGGCCGCGACGGGAAUUUCUCUAAGGGCGAGUUGCAGCGUUUUGGGAACAUUGAGCUGAGCCCGUCAGCCGGUGUUCUCAAUUAUGGUCAGGGAUUGUUUGAAGGGCUAAAAGCCUACAGAACACAGGAGGGGAGCAUUCUCCUGUUCCGUCCUGAGGAGAAUGCUAUCCGCAUGAGAAUGGGGGCUGAGAGAAUGUGCAUGCCUGCCCCAAAUGUCGAACAGUUUGUGGAAGCUGUGAAGAAGACCGUGCUAGCAAACAAACGAUGGGUUCCUCCUCCAGGUAAAGGUUCCUUAUACAUCCGGCCAUUGCUAAUGGGAAGUGGAGCUGUUCUUGGUCUUGCCCCAGCUCCUGAAUACACUUUUCUUGUUUAUGUUUCACCAGUGGGAAACUAUUUCAAGGAAGGGGUGGCACCAAUCAACUUGAUUGUGGAACAUGAAUUUCACCGUGCCACUCCAGGUGGUACUGGGGGUGUCAAAACGAUAGGCAAUUAUGCUGCAGUUCUGAAGGCACAGUCAAUUGCGAAAGCCAAAGGAUAUUCCGAUGUUUUAUAUCUUGAUUGUGUUCACAAAAGAUAUCUUGAGGAGGUUUCCUCUUGCAAUAUUUUCGUCGUGAAGGAUAAUGUGAUAUGCACUCCUGAAAUAAAAGGAACCAUCCUGCCUGGAAUCACCCGGAAAAGUAUAAUCGAUGUGGCUCGAAGCCAAGGGUUUCAGGUUGAGGAACGGGGAGUGACAGUGGAUGAGUUGCUAGAGGCUGACGAGGUUUUCUGCACUGGAACUGCUGUCGUGGUCUCUCCCGUAGGAAGCAUUACCUACAAGGACAAAAGAGUAACUUAUGGAGAAGGUGGGGUCGGAGCAGUGGCAAACAAGCUGUACACCGUUCUAACCAGUCUGCAGAUGGGUCUGAGUGAGGACAACAUGAACUGGACUGUCCAACUCUGUUAACAAAAGGGCAACACACUUGAAACUUUUUGCUGCCUGGUUUCGUCUUCUUACAUCUCAUCUCUGUAGAUAAGACUCGGGCUGUUCCCGAAACCCUAAAACCCACCCUAUAUCCAAGACUUUUUAGUACCUUGGCUUUCUUUGUAUCCAAGAUUUAUUUAUGGUGUGAAUUGGGAAUAUCCAAAUUGGCGUUGGGAUGUGGGUUGCUUAAUGAGUGCCAGCUUCUUAA
This is a messenger RNA of Tarenaya hassleriana, 1610 nucleotides long. Its product is annotated as branched-chain-amino-acid aminotransferase 3, chloroplastic-like. Gene Ontology annotation, biological process: branched-chain amino acid metabolic process. Gene Ontology annotation, molecular function: branched-chain-amino-acid:2-oxoglutarate transaminase activity. NCBI's taxonomy places the organism in Eukaryota, Viridiplantae, Streptophyta, Magnoliopsida, Brassicales, Cleomaceae. The record is from RefSeq and is a predicted model, not a curated record. Gene Ontology annotation, cellular component: chloroplast. The transcript is spliced from 10 exons. Bases 128 to 1384 code for a protein of 418 amino acids.